Messenger RNA from Coccinella septempunctata (seven-spotted ladybird), 2091 nucleotides. Its product is annotated as histidine decarboxylase. Gene Ontology annotation, biological process: histamine biosynthetic process; L-histidine catabolic process. The transcript has 12 exons. The record is from RefSeq and is a predicted model, not a curated record. Gene Ontology annotation, molecular function: histidine decarboxylase activity; pyridoxal phosphate binding. The coding region runs from base 130 to 2076 and encodes 648 amino acids. Lineage: Eukaryota; Metazoa; Arthropoda; Insecta; Coleoptera; Coccinellidae.
CCUCUGCGGGAGUGGUGGAGGGAAACCUUAUAUAUACAUCACAUUGUCACUUGUUGAUAUCAUUUGGCUUCAGAUUCUUCUUCUAUUUCAGUGCUUCUUCCUGGAAAAGACUAAGGAAACGUUUUAGUAAUGGACGCAAAGGAAUUCAGAGUGAGGGGAAAAGAAAUGGUGGAUUAUAUCGCAGACUACUUGGAGAAUAUCCGACAGAGAAAAGUGUUCCCUAAUAAAAAACCAGGAUUUCUGAAGAAACAAAUUCCGGACAGUGCCCCUGUGGAACCCCAGCCUUGGAUAGAGAUUUUCGAGGAUGUAGAAACAAUCAUAAUGCCCGGUGUGACGCAUUGGCAGAGCCCUUAUAUGCACGCAUAUUUUCCAGCUUUAAAUAGUUAUCCAUCAAUUUUAGGAGAAAUGCUCGCUGAUGCAAUCAAUAGUCUAGGAUUCACAUGGGCUUCUAGUCCUGCUUGCACAGAACUCGAAAUGGUAGUUAUGAACUGGUUGGCAAAAAUGAUUGGAUUACCCGAGCAUUUUCUCCAUAAAACAUCAGGACAAACUGGAGGUGGUGUGAUACAGCCCACGGCUAGCGAAGCAACGUUGGUGUGUCUUCUUGCUGGUAGGACCAGAGCACUCAAACACUACAGAGCCCUAUAUCCUGAAGAGACGAACAUAACCAACAGAUUGGUCGCAUACUGCUCGGAUCAAGCACAUUCAAGCGUUGAAAAAGCUGCAUUAAUAGGAUUAGUUAAUAUUAGGUUCAUCGAAAGUGAUGAUAAAUUAUCAAUGAGGGGGAAUGCACUUCAAGAAGCAAUCACCAGUGACAGAAAAGCAGGUCUUCUUCCGUUCUAUGUCUGCGCGACUUUAGGUACAACUGGAGCCUGUGCGUUCGAUAAUUUGCAAGAAGUCGGAGAGGUUUGCCAAAAAGAGAAACUUUGGCUCCAUAUAGAUGCAGCAUACGCAGGAUCAGCGUUUAUAUGUCCAGAAUUCAGAGGAUGGCUUAAAGGGGUGGAAUAUGCAGAUUCCUUGGCUUUCAAUCCAUCCAAGUGGCUCCUGGUUAAUUUCGAAUGCACGGCAAUGUGGGUUAAGGAUUGUAUUGCUCUACAUGAAACAUUCAACGUGGAUCCCCUUUAUUUACAACAUGAGUACUCAGGUUUAGCUAUUGACUUUAUGCACUGGCAAAUCCCUCUUAGUAAGAAAUUCAGAGCCCUAAAAUUAUGGUUCGUGAUAAGAAAUUAUGGAAUAAUUGGACUUCAAAAACAUAUCAGACACGGCGUAUCCCUGGCUCAAAAAUUCGAAGCUUUCUUGAAAUCAGACUCCAGGUUCGAAAUACCAGCUGAAAGACACCUGGGUAUGGUGGUAUUCAGACUGGUGGGUGAGAAUCACAUCACAGAGCAACUGUGGAAAAGGCUAAACUCCCGACGAAACAUCCACUUGGUGCCGGCAUCCUUCAAGGGAAAAUACGUAAUAAGAUUCACAGUCACUUCUCCAAGAACAACUGUAGAAGAUAUAAUAAGGGAUUGGAAAGAAAUCGACACUGUGGCCACUGAUGUUCUCAAGGAAAUGGACGACACGAGGAAGCCCAGGGUUCCACUAGGAGAUACCAAGACCAAGAACGAGAACUUUGGAACCAGUCUACUGCUUGCCAACUCUCCGAUGUCGCCGAAAAUAGUGAAUGGAAGUUUUGCUGCUAUCUACGAUCAAAAUGAUGUUCUCGAGCAAUUUUCCAAGACCAUCAAGCUGCGUCAGAAUGCUCAAGACAGUCCAGCUAUGAGGAGAAGGAUCAAGGGAAUUUUGAUGUCGGGGAAGCAGUUCUCUUUGGAUUCACGUUUAGAUCUUUUUCAUGGACUCGAACCUCCCACCAAUAGGCAUUCAAUAGUUGACGAUGCUCCCCUUCUGGAGGAUGAAGAAAAUACUUCAGGCCACUCUGAUAGCAGUGGAGGGAAACUAUCCCCCAGCAAUCUACUGGAGGUACCAUCACAAAGGAGGCAUCGAUCUAAAUCGGUGGACCAUCAGUACACUUGUGGGGGCAAUUCUUCCUCAGCCAAAGCAAAAAUAUGUACCAAAUGUGGUCACGACUUGGAGUGAUUAGGUUUCGAAAUU